Molecule: messenger RNA, 1473 nt
Organism: Phycomyces blakesleeanus NRRL 1555(-)
Lineage: Eukaryota; Fungi; Mucoromycota; Mucoromycetes; Mucorales; Phycomycetaceae
Exons: 3
Coding region: 1-1473 (490 amino acids)
Source: RefSeq, a predicted model, not a curated record
AUGUCUUUGCCAUCAGCCAUCCGUCUACCAGAUGAUGACAAUAAUGAACCUCCCCGUCGUCAUCUCGGCUUCUCGGGUUGCUUUUCGUGCCUACCUUCAUUCAACUCUCCCAUCCGUCUACCCGAUGACGAUCCAAAACCUUCUAACAUUGCCAAUUACUCUCCAAUAAUUCCACCUCAACAAGAUCAACCCGACCAUGCUUUCCACCGACUCUCUGCAGAGCCCAACCGUUACUUAUCCCGAAAUCCCUUUGGAGCUCAGGAACAAGAACCACCUUCCGUCAAGUGUUUGACAGUGCAAGACUCUACACCAAAUGUUGUCGAGGCUGAAGAAGUAUUUGGUGAACAAGAACUUAUGGAUGUACCAAUAUCUACAAACCGCCAUGCGUAUGAUAAUGAGCCAGACUGGACAGAAAUGGACCAAGACCUCUUUAACAGCGAACCAUCUUCACCGUUGGCCGCACCUGCAGCUCAACUGCAGUUCUCCGACAAAGGUUCAGCAAGAGAAUUAUCAGCUGUUGUCCCCUUGCCUGGUGUGAUGUUUGAGCAAGUCGAUCUAAGCACGUCCAGACAAAAUGCCCAAAUUGAGGCACUUGUUGACGAGACACCCGCUAAAGAAGCGGCACCGCCUCUUCCUCUGACCGAAGCAUCACUGCCGAUCUCAGUGCCUUUAAAAAAACAAGAUGAACCUCUAGAAACACACCGCUCAACCGUGUCAUCUGUGGCACAUUCUAUACUAGGAGACAAAUUGGAAGAUCUUACAGAAAAAUUGGCUUAUAUCCGCAAGAAUAUCAUAAUGAAAGUAGAAGACGACGAAGACUGGGAUGAACCCCAAGAUAGUCCAGCCAUUUCCCAUUCAUCUCCAUUAGGGUAUCCUGUCACACCAAGUAUGAGUAUACAGAAAAAUACCCAGCCAAGAAGACCUUCAUAUGAUCCCCUCACAUCUUUCUUUAGUAAAUCGCCCGAUACCACAACGUCUAGAUCAAUAGACCCCGAGCCAUCCGUACCACGCCCUCGUCUCCAUCGUAGAUCGAGUUCACUUCUCGAUGAGGUUGGUCCCACAAUUGCACGUUUUAUGCACCAAAUAGGUGGCGAAGAAGGACAUUCAUUUUCUCCAUCCUCCUUCUUUGCUGCGCUGGCUGGUCCAUCGCCAUCAGAGGACACCGACAGAGAAGGAGACGAAUCUAAACAGGCACACGGUCGACCACAUAUGAAAUCAAGACCUUCAGAUAUGGCAGCUCAUUACCCAACAUUGGAAGAAGAGAGUGGAGCAGAAGACGAUUUUGAAGACCUUUUUGACUUUAGCAAGGUUAUUGAGAUGGGAAAGAACGUCCGUACAUUCACAGAUGAUGUUGUGGACAGUGGGAUGCGUAUUAUAAAUGAUGUCACUAGCCGUAUAAAACACCCAGAACAACAUUCUGAUUCUCAAGAAGAUCAUAACGCAUGGAUGCUUGAAAAUGAAUCAUUCAUAUAG